This is a messenger RNA of Iphiclides podalirius (scarce swallowtail), 1050 nucleotides long. The record is from the annotation of a GenBank genome assembly. Lineage: Eukaryota; Metazoa; Arthropoda; Insecta; Lepidoptera; Papilionidae.
AUGACGGUCCUGGUUGAAAACGUUAACUCGUCGAUCAGCGCGUCCUUAACUGCACUAAGGCUUGUUGGGUUCUGGGCGCCUCGGGGCAUGAGUUCCAGCGGAAACCUGUUUUACAACCUCUACGGUUUCUUUUGCUUUAUGUUCCUCUUGGGUACGUACUUAAUAAUUCAAGUGGUGGACAUGUUCGUGAUUUGGGGGGACUUGCCUCUUAUGACGGGGACGGCAUUCCUGCUGUUCACGAACCUGGCGCAGGCCGUGAAGCUGGCCAACUUGGUCAAGAGGAGGCGGAUGAUCAGAACUAUUAUCAACGAAGCUGAUCAUAUACUGAAAGCUGAGAGCACGGACGAGGGGAAGGAGGUUGUGUCGCGAUGCAACCGUGAGACAGCUAUGCAGCAAGUUCUCUACGUGGGCCUCACUAUAGUUACGAUGGUUGGUUGGGCAACGAGUGCAGAGAAAAACAAACUACCUCUCCGAGCCUGGUAUCCAUACGAUACCAGUCAGUCGCCUGCGUACGAGCUCACCUAUCUGCACCAAGUCUUCGCGCUGUUCGUUGCGGCUACUCUGAACGUCAGCAAGGAUACCCUGGUGACAGCACUUAUAGCGCAGUGCCGCUGCCGCCUUCGCCUCCUGGGGUUGGCCCUGAGGAGACUGUGCCACGAUGCGGACGUCACGGGAGACCUGUUAGUGCCGGCAGCAUAUGAGGCGGUAGUGGCUGAGCGCCUGCGUAGUUGCGUGGCGCGUCACCAGGCGGCGCUGCUUUCUGCAGAACAGCUGCAGAGUUGUUUCUCGGAGUCCACCUUGGCGCAGUUCACAGUUUCACUGGUGAUCAUAUGCGUCACCGCUUUCCAGCUGGUUUCGCAAGCUGGAAACGUGGUGCGUUUGCUGUCGAUGGGCACAUACCUGCUGAAUAUGAUGUUUCAAGUGUUCCUUUAUUGCUACCAGGGGAAUCAGUUGUCGGAAGAGUGCUGGGUGUGUUACAGAGUUUGGGCGCUGGCACCGGGGAUCGAACUCAGGUUAUUCCCUCGAGUGAAAGGCGAGCGGCCCGGACAC